Molecule: messenger RNA, 1816 nt
Organism: Cotesia glomerata
Lineage: Eukaryota; Metazoa; Arthropoda; Insecta; Hymenoptera; Braconidae
Exons: 2
Coding region: 276-1754 (492 amino acids)
Biological process (GO): transcription by RNA polymerase III
Cellular component (GO): transcription factor TFIIIC complex
Molecular function (GO): protein binding
Source: RefSeq, a predicted model, not a curated record
AAAAAAAAAUAUUCCGAGUAAAGUGACAGAAUAUAUUUGAAAAAUGUAUACGUAGGAAUUAUAAUUACUAAAAUUAUAAUAUAAUUUAAUUUUGUACAAUUUGAACAGGUGCAAUUUCUAAAAGAUGGCGUGCAAAAUAACCAACAAUAUUUUUGUUUUUUCCUAAAAUUUUAUCAACCACGUGGUCGCUGAAUCUCAAGCAUGUUUUUAUUGUAAUAACAAGCCUAAAAAAUCUGUCAUGUGUUGUCUGUCCGUUUAAUUGUGUUUUUAAAAAUAUGUUAAUUUAUAUUUUUUUAUUUAUUCGUGUUUAUUUAAAGUUUUACAUUUUAUUGAAAGUAAAAAUGGGAAAAGGUUGUAAAAGUAAUAAAUUUUUGACUUUGAUAAAAAAAGAGAAUUUAGGGGAAAAUAAUGACAAAAUUACGGAGUCGCUUUUGUUAACAAGUAAAAAAAAUGAUAAUAAUAACUUACCUAGAAGCAGUGUUGAAGAACUGUCAGGAAGAAAUAAAGUGGUUGAAAUUUUGGAAGAUGAGAAAAAAAAUUCUAGGACUGCAAGUUUUUAUGAAAAUACUUUUAACGAUAAUAAUCAACUUGACAUAAAUGUCUCCGAGCCUCAAGAACCCGAAGAGCUAGAAGAAGAAAUCUCAAAAGUAAACAAAAAAAGCCUUACCCGUGAAGAAUACUACACAAAGUUAGCAGAGCUGCACAUCAAGUACAAUUGCAUCCCCCAGGCGAUUCGAUACUACACCCUCGCAAUUGGUCGGAACCCGACCAAGGAGUCUCUGUACAACGCCCGGGCUAAACUUCAGCAUGACUCCGGAAACAGCCGAGCUUUCAUUUUAGCCUACCAGGAGUUAUCUUCAAAACUAAACGUGGAAGACCAGCACCAGCUGGUGGUGAUAAACUGCGCUAAAAAAUUAGCCCAGUUGCUGAUUAAAGAAAAAAAUUACAUUGAAGCUCUGAAGCGUAUCGAGUCAAUCUUCCAACAUUGCCCGCACCUGCUCUCCGACCAGGAAGUAAAUUUAUACUUAUUCAUCUCUUUAAAGCUCCGUAAAUUUUACAAAUGCAUUGACAUUUUAUCAAAACACACUUCUAUACAAAUCGAGUACAAAGUAAUUGACUCUAAAAUAUUCACUCAUAAAUUAUUAACAAGCGCAAUUGAAUUCUGUCACAUUCCAAAGGAGACUCCAGUUAAUUUGAAGAUCAAUUGUAUUAUUUUGUUCAUUGAACUCGGGUGCAUUGACAAGGUUGAUUGCUACCUCGACGAGUUCGAGCUGAAAAAUAUUAAAAUUUACAGUAAUUUAAUUGUUGAUCUAAUUAAAUCAUUGAUGAGCAUCCAAAGGUACGACAGAGCUCGUAGGUUGCUUGAAUUGUUGAUUAAAUGUGACAAAUUUAAAAAUUUAGUUUCUCUUUGGAUGCUCUACGCGGAAUGCUGCGUAGAAUGUUUUGCUAAAGUUGAAAAUUUUGAGCUUAAUAUUUCAGAAUUUCUUCAGAAUUCUGAAACAGAUCCGAUCAUUCCUUUGAUCCAUUCGGCAAUUGUUGACAAGAUGGUGGUUGAAGAAAAAUGGACGCGCUUGGCGCGCAUUUAUCAAGAGUUUGGUUAUGAAGACCAGAUGGCUACUUGUCGCACUAAAGCGGCGGAAAUUGAUUUGAAAAAUAAUAAGCUUGAAGGUCCUGAAGUAGAAAAUGGGUUUGAUUGCUUGGAUACUGAAGAAUUGACGGGGAUUCUUUUCAAUAAGGUAGAAAGUCAGAAUUAGAAUUUUAUAUAUUUGAUAGGUUAUAAUUUAUGAUACUAAAAUUAGCCGACGUUUAAGAAUUU